Molecule: messenger RNA, 2386 nt
Organism: Prorocentrum cordatum
Lineage: Eukaryota; Dinophyceae; Prorocentrales; Prorocentraceae
Source: the annotation of a GenBank genome assembly
GCUGCUGCGACUCUGGAUACGUAGAGCCCCUUGCAGACUGGAUGCUCGUGCGGAAACCAAGCAAAUAUGAAGACGCCCUCCGGGAGCUCAGCGCGCACCUCUUGGAUAAGGGCUCCCUCGAGGGCGCGAAGUUAUUCGCGCUUCGCGGUCCUCGUUCCUUCUCCCCCUCCUCCUCGUCCUCCUAUUCUCCCUUUGGGAGGGCGGCGCGAGAGCGCGAAGUUAUUCGCGCUUCGCGCAGCGCGAAGCGCGAAGUUGGGAGCCCUAGUUGGAUGUGCGUUGGGCCCCAUGGCGGCUCUUCCAGCGCCGCGCUCCGCGCGCUGGGAGGGGGAGGGGUCUACGAGCACUCGUCUCGAAAUCCACGCGGAUCCUAAAUCCAUGCUCCAAUGGGGGGGCCCUCUGGCGCCGCGCCGAUGCGGCAUCCGCGCGGAUCUACGAACGCACAUGCCUGUGCAGCUGUGGGGCCCACCCGAGGGCGCAGCGCCGUCUCCCCGGGGUCCACCGCGGGGGCGCAGCGAAGCCUGGCGUGGCAGGCUGCGGUGGCCGCGCCCUGGCUCCGUGAAUGCUUGCCGGGCAGCCCCCUUCUCGGCGGCGAGCGAGGGGGGGAAGCGAGGAGGAGAAGGCCUUCUCACCAGGCGGCGGGGCUUGUCAGGGGCCCAUCGUGCCUUCUGAGACGUGAUUUUGUCUUCGGAGAAGGCUCAGACAACUUCUCAGAUGGCCGGGGGACUUCCGAACCUUCUUCUCUUCCUUCUCCGCCUCCUCCUCGUCCUCAUCCUCCUCUUUCUCCUCCUCCUCCUCCUCCCCUCCUCCUCCUCCUCCUCCUGAGAAGUUCUUCUCCUUCUCACUUUCCCCCCUCGCUCGCCGCCGACCUUCGUGUGGACGCCUCGCUGGACGAGCAGGCGCAGUGUCCGGCAGUCAGGCGGAGAGAACAGGUGCCCAUAUAACGCUACCCCUCCCUCGGUUGUCCCGCUCUUGGGCCUCCUCGGAGGCCCUCGUCGCCACCGCUGGAUUUGGAUUCGCCUCGAGGCUCUGGUCAGAACGCACCCCCGGAGAGGUCCAGGGAGCAGCGGUAUCGGUACCCAUACCGCUACCCUUCCCUCGUGUGUCCCUCUCCUGGGCCUCCUCGGAGGCCCUCGUCGCCGCCGUUGGAUGCGCCCCGAGAUCCUGGUCAGAACGCCCCCCGAGAGGGGUCCGGGGAGUAGCGGUCUCGGCACCCUUCGGUUUCGCCGGACGAGCGGGCGCAGUGCCCAUCAGAGGAGCGGGAGCUCAGGAUAGUGAUGCACAGGCCUGCCAGGAUGUUCCAGAGCUUGGGGCAUUCCACACGGGCUGCAGAAGCGAGGACCGCCAGAUACACUCUUGCGAACAUCGGAUCGCACCUGGAGCCAAUCCCAUCGUUACGUCAUUCACGUCCUGUUCCAGUGUCCAGCGUCCUCUCCUUCCCCGUCCUCCCAUGCCAUCAUCCAGCGGGAGUUGGCCUUUGGAGCUCCUGUCGCAGGAGCGAGCCAAGCAGAAGGACGAGGAGGAGAGGCGGCGCAAGGAGGAGGACGAGGCGAGACGGAAGGCCCAGAAGGAGGCCGACGAGAAGCGGCGGCGCGAGGAGGAGGAGGCGCGGGAGCAGAGGGAGAAGGAGGAGCGCGAGCGGCGAGAGGCCGAGGAGCGGAAGCGGAGGGAGGAGCGGGAGGCCGAGGAGGCCGAGCAGAGGAAGGUGCAAAAGGCCGCCGCGGAGAAGCUGCUGGCGCAGGUGUCAGAGGAGAUGAGCAAAGUGCAGGUGGAGGGCGUGCCCAAGGAUCGCAAGAUCGCCGGCAUCCUGGGCACCUCCGGUGCGCACGAGGCUUUCCGCGACGACUCGCCAGACAGGAAGCACAAGCCUCUGCAGAGGCUCGACGGCGCUGGGGGGCCUGGCGAGGCCAAGCUCAGGGACGACGAGAUGCGCCGCCUGAUCCAGCAGGUGCCUACGGACAAAGCGAAGGCGUUUGCCUAUAGCAUCGACUGGUCAAGUGUGGUUGAGCACAAUAUCAUCGAGAAGAAGUUGCGGCCUUGGGUGAAGAAGAAGGUCAAUGAGUAUUUGGGGGCCGAGGAGCAGGGGAUGGUGGAGUUCAUCAUGCGGAAGGUCGGCGCCAGGGCCGACCCGAACAGCAUCCUGGCGGAGCUCGAGGGCUUCCUGGACGAGGAGAGGCGGAGAACUUCACCCUGAAGAUGUGGCGCAUGCUGAUCUUCGAGGUCCUCCGCGUGAGGGCGCGCUAGGGCAGGCGCGGCGCGGCCCGGGCACCCGACCACCGACUUGGGGAUCCUCAUCAUUCCGCGCGUUUUGCUGAAAAAAAGCGCCCUCCCCGGAUUCUGGGCCUCAUAGGUGUUUUUUUUUUCGCAGAUAGGGUCGGAGGAUCGCGAC